CAACGGUUGCUUCAUUGUAGAACUCUUGUGUUUCUAUGAGAAGAAUCGUGAAGGGGAACCCCUUUUCAAAACACGUUGGAUGCAGACAAAUAUCUCUCGUGAUUUAAUUUUGCUUGAGAACCAACUCCCUAUGUUUGUGCUGCAGAAGAUUUUUGAACUUACUCCUAACUUGAUGGGGGAGACAACUCUGAAUACGCUUGCUCUUAGGUUUUUUGAACCCUUGAGACCUGGGAAGGAGAAAUUUGAAGAAGGGAUGUUGAACAAGCAUGCCAAUAGUGAGUAUAUACAUCUAUUAGCUUUGUUUCACUCUUCCUUAAUUUCAGGGGAUAAAACAUACCCGCAGCAGCCUACAAAGAGUGAAAAGGAAAAAACACAUCUUAGGCUUCCUGGGAAAGGUUGGGUGCAUAAUGCUAAAACACUUAGUUAUGCUAGUAUUAAGUUCCAAGGAAAAUCUAGUUGCAUUCUCGACAUACAGCUUACAGGCAAGACGUUAAAGAUUUCUACUAUGGUCAUCGAUGAUAGCACUAGCCCUGUGUUGAGGAACUUGAUAGCCUAUGAACAAAACAACUGCGAUGUAACUCCAUAUUUUUGCUGUCUUGCGUUGUUCUUGGAUAGCAUAGUGGAUACGGUCGAGGAUGUCAAGAUCCUUUGUAAUGCUGAGAUUAUCAAACAUGCAAUGGGUAGAGACGAGGAGGUGGCGAAUCUUUUCAACAGACUCACUAAAGAGUUGGUGUUUGAUAUUAAUGAAGAGUAUUGCUACAUGACCAAGGAAAUCGAAAACAUCAAUCGUCAUUGCCGAAUGCACGACAUUAGAGUUCGAAUUCGCCGUUUUCUUGCUAGGCUAAACUACAAAGGAUCACUCAAUACAAUCUUUUACAUUUUGGUCACAAUCAUCUUAUCCUUUAUUGCUAGUAAUCCUCCAAAUGACAGCCCCUCCUCAACUAAUGGGUUGUCACCUACACCUCCACCUCCGCCUUCACUAUAACCAUUUCGACAAAAACAAAACACCAUUUGAAAUGGUUGAUGCAGGUUUAUCUAGUGGAGCCAACAUUGAUCAAUGAACCACGUGGUUGCAAUCAUUUGACUUACUAUUGCUUUU
Messenger RNA from Carya illinoinensis, 1099 nucleotides. Its product is annotated as UPF0481 protein At3g47200-like. Lineage: Eukaryota; Viridiplantae; Streptophyta; Magnoliopsida; Fagales; Juglandaceae. The transcript has 2 exons. The coding region runs from base 80 to 985 and encodes 301 amino acids. The record is from RefSeq and is a predicted model, not a curated record.